Phyllotreta striolata is the source of this 1494-nucleotide messenger RNA. NCBI's taxonomy places the organism in Eukaryota, Metazoa, Arthropoda, Insecta, Coleoptera, Chrysomelidae. The record is from the annotation of a GenBank genome assembly.
UCGCGAAUGUCAUCGAUCAAAGAAAAAUUCGCAAUGUCUCUGGGCUCGAAACUCUAUCUUCACGCCGACACACAGAGGAGCCACGUUAACAAAACGCUGCUGUUGUCCCUGAAGCAGGAUCUGCUGUCGUUGAAUAGCAGCAUCGAGCGCUUGACGAGGGAAAAGGACGUUUUCUCCUGGUUGUUUCCCACCAGGGAGCACCGGUUCGUUAACAAGUUCAUCAAAGACAAGAGGAUCAUCGAAAAGCAAGACGUUAAAUUGAUUUUAGAGUUAAUUAUAGAUAGAUUAUAUGUUGGUAUAAAGUUAAUUCAGACGGUAAUUCAAGAUAAAAUCAAAACUGGUGAUAGUGAAUAUAGCUUAAUUCUUCAGCCGCAGCAAAUGACUAUUGGGUGUAGCUUCGAAAAUUUGAGGAAAACUGUCGAAUCGCUUUUUGAACAAAUGAGCGACGUAAACGCAUUAAUGGGAACAUCCGACGCGAACGCGACCAAAAAAAGCGCCAAAAUCCAAACCGAAGUCACAUCGUUGAGCAAAUGCGACAGCUGCGUUUCGGCCCUAUCCUGCAUGAAGAACUUGUUGAAUUUAUUCGAAAUCCACAAAAACGACAUCUACCAAAAUGAUCAAGCCCAGUUCGAUAUUUACGGUCUCACCCAAUUCGGCUGCAUGAUGCAAACCACUGCAACCAUCGAGACCAACCUGCAGGCGCUCCUGGCGAAGCUGAUCGAUAAGCAGAAGGAAAACGAGAAGCUCCGCCACAAGAUCAAAACGCUGAACAAAGACAUCACCAUCAAAACCGGCAAGAUCAUCUCGCUCGAGCAGGAAUGCGCUGCAUCGACCAAAAAAGAUAAGAGAAAUUCCUCCGAGAUAGCCGACCUGAAGACCCAAAUCGACACCCUAAACUCGUACAUCACCAAGGACGAGACCGAAAUCAACUACCUGAACACUUGCAUCAAGUCCUUGAAGUCGGUGGUGUCGAUGCACGAGGCGGACAUGCAGCGUUUGCGGGCGCUGAACGCCAAUCUGACGGACAAGGUGGAGAGAAUGGCGGCGAUGGCGGAGCAAUACGUGCGCGCGUUGGGCGCUCUGGAGCGCAAGCUGGGGAGCUUGGACAAGGAGCACCGCGGCUUCGCCAAGGAGUUGAAGUUGGUGAGCGCCUGCAUCGACGGGUUGGACGAGACGCUGGGCGCCGUAGGGGAGCACCUGCAGGUGCUGGAGCGCAAGAUGAUCGUGUUGCGGCACAAUUCCACGGGCAGCGCGGCCAAAAUGGCGAGCGAUUUCAAGGGGUUUCAAGAAAAAAUCCAACAGUUGGCGAUUCAAACGCAACUGAGCACGAUAAAAGCGCCCGAAGAGGCGCCCAAACGGCAAAUCAAAGGCAAUCCGAUCGAGGACUUAUCAAGGCAGAUCGAGGAGAACAAAGAAAAAAUCGUAAAUCUACAAAACGAAAACGCCAAAUUAGAAAUAAUCAUUUCCAAAGUAAAGUUAGUUUGGAAUAGGUAA